AUUGAGUAACUAUUUUUAUGGAAAUUGAGUUUUAUUAUUAUUGCUAAAUUACAAUUAUUGCAAAAAGUUGAUUCCUUUUCAUAUAUAAUUCUAGAUUAGUUUUUGCAAAUUUUUUUUGCUUUGUAUAAUGCAUCGAUAACAAGUAUCAGCUUAUUUUGUAUAGUUUAUGGUUGAUAGCGUAUUAUCAGUGCACUAGUCCUUGUUCCAAAUUCCUCCAAGAUUCUCUUACAAAACAAACAUUUCAUUUGAUUUGUAUUCAAUUUAUUGGAGAAACGAAAUUGAAACAGUAUGACUGACGUUGAAACUCAAAGUAAAGAUGAACAAAAUUUUUGUUUUACAUGGUGUGACUAUGAAAAUCAUUUGUCAGGAGUUGUGCAGCAACUUCUUAAUGAUGGAUGUAUGGUUGACGUGACGCUUUCUGUUGCUGGUGAGAGAAUUCAUGCUCACCGAAUGGUUUUAUGUGCUUGUAGUACAUUAUUUCAAGAAAUACUCAGUGAAACACCUGAAGAUCAUCCCACAAUUAUAAUUAGUGAUAUUUCACCUCAAGACAUGAAGUCAAUAGUGGAGUUUUCUUAUCGUGGUGAAGUCAGAAUACCUGUUGAAAACAUCAACAGUUUAUUAGAGGCCGCACAUCUACUUAAAAUAUGUGGGCUUAUGGAGAUUGAGAGUUUGGAUGAUGACGUAUCUAAUGAAUGUAAAGAAGUUACAGUAGAUUCGGUAGGUGAUUCAAAUGAAUCUGAUAAUGCCUGGAAACCUGCUGAGCGUGAUCCAAAUACUGAUGAAACUUAUUCAUUGAGUGAGCCAUCACACAAGAAAAUUUCUAAAAAACGGAAACGCAGAAGAGAUUAUACCAGAAAAGAGUAUAAUAAUGAUAUGCUCGAAAUGGCUUUGAGUGAUGUUCGUGCAGGUUUAUCUUUAGUAGAUGCAUCUACCAAAAAUAAUGUUCCACGUUCAACAUUGUACAUGCGAGCUAAAGCGUUAGGAUUACAAUUAAAUACAACUAGACAUGAAUAUCCUGCUGAAUGUUUACAAGCAGCUAUAAAUGCAGUCAUGAGUGGUUCAAGUUUUCAACAUGCAUCUGAAUUGUACAGCAUACCAAAAACAGUUUUAUGGAGGAGAAUUCAAAAAGAAAAUUAUCAAUCUCUGAGAUCGGAAACUAAAAGAUCAUAUGAUUCUGAUAAAAGAGAAGCUGCUAUAAAAGCUUUACAAAGAGGAGAGAAUCUAACAAAAGUAUCGUUAGAAUUUCAGAUACCUAAGACAACGUUAUUUCGUGAUAAAGUGAAAUUAGUAGAUCAAGGAAAAUUACCAGAGACUUUUUGGAAGAGAAGAAAGACUGAAGAUGAAAAAGUGAAACAAAUGCGUUUAGAACAAGCUGUUGCUGCUUGUAUGGAAGGCAAAAUGUCCCAAGCAGCGGCAGCUAUUGCAUACCAUAUUCCAAAAACUACUAUAUGGCGUCGGCUUCAACAAGAAAAUAAAAAAAUAGAUAGGACGAAAAAUCCUAAACGACAAUCACAGCUUAUACAAUCGAUUGUCAAAGAAGAAAUUGAACAAAAAAAUGAUUCUGAUACUACACUGUGUGAGGUUUCAUCUGAAAUUCCAUUGACAUACAUUGAUGAAAAUAAUGUACCAGAAAAUUCUGUCAUCAUUUUAACUAAAGGAGAAGUUGAUGAACUUAAUUUAGGAGAUGAUCAACAAAUUAUAGUUAGUACGGAUUCUGACCAUGAGUAUGUUCCAUGUACAAUAAGUAUCGAAGACUCAACGAAUUAUGCAACGACUGAUAGUUAAAAAAAUUUAUUUUCUAGUUACUGUGAUUAAAAAUUAAAAAAUGAGUCUGUUGGUGGCUAAGGUAUAUAUUUUCAUCAAUAUACAUUGUAAAAAAGUCAUGUCACAAAUUGUUACGGAAUAUUUAUAGAAAUAUUCAAAUCAUUGAUAUGGAAAAAUUGCCAAAUAAUUUUUAUACGAUUAAUCUAAAAAAAUCAUCAUUAAGAAAUAUAAAAAAUAAAUUUUAUUUAUAAAACUUUUUAUAAAUUAGUGGGAUAGAUGUUGAAAAAAUUUUUUAAUUUUUAGUUCUAUUGAGUGAGAGCGCUAGUGUUCACUUCUGUUUGCGUUCCACUCGCAAAACAACGCUAACGCUAUCAUCGAUUUCAAUCUAGCAUUAUUUUAGACGCUAUAAAUUUCAACUUAUAAUUUAAACGUAAUUUAUAUUCAAUAAUGAGAUGAUUUAUUAUUAAUUUAUUAAAAUCACAGAGUUUAAAGUUUAAUGUAUUAAUUGACAUAAAAAUUGUUAUUAAACUAUUGUGUUUUUCUUGAUUUGAAAUAUAAAAUUAUAUUAUGCCGGGUGUACGUGAUAUUACUGCAUUUAUUGUGUAUUGUGAUCUUAAUUGACAAGAUAUUUUAAAGUUUAGUGAGUGUAUUUUUAGUGUAAUAACAAUAAGUUUUAAGUUGAAGACGUAAAGUGCAGGAAUUCUCAGACUAGGUUAGACCCAAACGAUAUUAUACUUCAUUAUGUGUACAAAAAUAAUUAAAUUUAUAAGUUUUA
This is a messenger RNA of Chelonus insularis, 2539 nucleotides long. RefSeq lists its product as uncharacterized. The transcript is spliced from 7 exons. Gene Ontology annotation, cellular component: nucleus. NCBI's taxonomy places the organism in Eukaryota, Metazoa, Arthropoda, Insecta, Hymenoptera, Braconidae. Gene Ontology annotation, biological process: regulation of transcription by RNA polymerase II. Gene Ontology annotation, molecular function: DNA binding; protein binding. Bases 289 to 1785 code for a protein of 498 amino acids. The record is from RefSeq and is a predicted model, not a curated record.